Molecule: messenger RNA, 720 nt
Organism: Eimeria necatrix
Lineage: Eukaryota; Apicomplexa; Conoidasida; Eucoccidiorida; Eimeriidae
Product: SAG family member
Exons: 4
Coding region: 1-720 (239 amino acids)
Source: RefSeq, a predicted model, not a curated record
AUGCGCCAUCUCGUUUUUAUUGCGCCCGCUGUUGUGUCUGUGUUCUGUGGGCACGCAGCCGGUGGUGCAAGCACAACGGGAAAAGCAGAGUGGUUCAACUGCCUGGCCGACAUGAACGAGGCCAGGACAGCCGCUGGACUCGAUGAGUUUAAGGAGGCAUCUACUGCUGAGCAAACGCUGCCGCAAAGCUCCUCUUCGGGAAAAGCCAUAAAUGCUGAUACUUUAUGGAAGGAAAUUUGCAAGAUAAUAACAGCGGAAGCAGACGACAGCAAUGAAGCCAAAAGCUUAGAGGGGAGCUUCGCCUAUUAUCCGGGCAAAAAAGACUGCAAAGCGGCAGUGCAAUACUGGAAGGACGGGUUUCCGCUCUUUCAUAACGAGCUGCCCCCAGCGUACACAGAGCCGAACAAGACUGACGUCUAUACUGACAAGGCUGUCUCCUUCGUCGCUCUCUAUAACCCUAAGGCGAGCCCCGUGGCCAGCUGCGCCUCUGUCACCUGCACAAAAGGAGCCGCGCUUGCUGCUUCAGCCCUGCCAAAAGGCCGCGAAGGCCAGACAUUAAGGAAACUUCAAUCUGGAGGGAAUCUGUCACAGCUGGAAGAGGAGUGGCAGAAGAUUGUUCAUGCUAUAGGUGGUCCUGAGGAGGGCAACGCGGUUUCGCCGGUUAGGCCGUCGUUGUUGCUUGGGCCCAUAAUAAUAUUCUUCCACUACGUUCUUUUAUGA